CCACGGAAGCAGUUUUUCACCAUGAACCUGGUAGCAAGUCUUCUCUGUUUGUUGGUGUGCCUCACCACAGUGACUUCUGACAGAGUCUACGUUCACCCUUUCAAUUUGUUUUCUUUCAACAAGAGUACCUGUGAGGAGCUGGAAAGUCUUGUCCAGGAGGGAAAGAAAACUUUUGUCCCUAUCUCCAUUGAGUCCCACACCACACCUGCCUAUGAAGAUGACCUGAACAACAAGGACGAGCUGGAAGCCCCAAGCCUGAAUAGCCGGGGGAGGCAGGAACUGAGCUACCUGAAGGACUCUUUGUACGUGCUGGGUAGACGGUUUUACAGCGUGCUGCGGGAAGUACGGCGGGGCCAAAACUUGCUGCUGUCUCUGACCAGUCUUUAUGGCUCCUUGGUAUCAUUCUACCUGGGUGCCUCAAACCAGACUGCAGCUGAUUUGCAGCGUUUGCUAGGAUUUAUUCCCCCAUCUGGAGACCCUGACUGCACCUCCAGGGUGGAUGGACAUAAAGUCCUUUCCAGCCUGAGGAUGAUUGAAAACCUUAUCAAGAGCAGCAAUGAGGAGCUGCUCUUUUCCAAGAUGCUCUGCCUGUUCUCUGCUCCUGGCACAGCUCUAUCACAGCAGUUCAUACAGGACUUGCUCCCCGCUGCUGAUGCUCUGUAUGCUCGAGCUGUUGACUUUACAAACCCAAGGGAGGCAGCAAAGCAAAUAAAUGCUUUUGUGGAGGCCAAAACCGAGGGCCAAAGCAAGUGCUUACUGGCAAACACUGAUCCAUCAGCUGACCUGCUGUUUGCAGUGGAUGUCCGCUUGGCAGUGAAUGCUAAGCAAGUCUCCCAGCUCAAAGAGCCUCAGGAGUUCUGGGUGGAUUCAAACAUGAUGGUCUUGGUCCCUAUGUUGUCAGUCACAGGGACAUUCAAGUACAAAACUGAUGCCAGUGGGACUUUUUCUGUGGUGGAAGUCCCUCUCAGCAAGACCAUGCUGCUGGUGCUGCUGCAACCCAUCAAUGGCAGUGACCUGGAGCAUGUGGAGUCCCAGCUACCGUUGCAGUCCUCAGCCUGGCUUCAGGAGCUGUCCCCAAGAGAAAUUAAAUUAACACUGCCGAAGCUAACAAUAGAAGACAGCUCUGACCUACAAGAGCUUCUGUCAGAUAUGGAACUGCCAGCACUGCUGGGGAAGGGGGCAGAUCUCAGUAAAAUAAGUGAUGCCAAUCUAACAGUUGGAAAGGUAAUAAAUAAAGCCUUUUUCAAGCUGAGUGGUGAUGGAACAGCAGAUCAGCCAGAAGAUCCUGCAGCCCAGAAGGAAGACGCAGUGUUCCUAGAUAUAACAGUGAACAAGCCGUUCCUUCUAGCUGUUUUUGAAGAGAAGUCAAGGGCAAUGCUUUUCCUUGGCAGAGUAACAAACCCUCUGCAUCAUGGGGACUAA
Molecule: messenger RNA, 1422 nt
Organism: Indicator indicator
Lineage: Eukaryota; Metazoa; Chordata; Aves; Piciformes; Indicatoridae
Gene: AGT
Product: angiotensinogen
Exons: 4
Coding region: 22-1422 (466 amino acids)
Biological process (GO): regulation of systemic arterial blood pressure by renin-angiotensin
Molecular function (GO): serine-type endopeptidase inhibitor activity
Source: RefSeq, a predicted model, not a curated record